GAUUAUUCGCUUCUUGAAGAAAUCUUCGGUGACAUUGAAUGCCUUAACCGUCAACUUAUAGACGCCGAAAAACAACUUUCUCGAUUUUUUAAGAUUUUAUCUAUUAAACGGGAAAACAAUUUUUGCGAUCUCCAGUGGUGCCAUUGCCAAGUGGAGCACCUUAUUGAAAGGAGGGCAAAGUUAUUAGCGGACAUCCAACAGUUAUCCGUAGGGAGCUUCCAGUAAAAAUAUUGAAGAGUUCAGAUUUUGGGGGAUCAUUAAGCCGGUGUGCCAACUGCUUAUUUAAAAAAGGAGAUCAAGCUCGUUUAUAAGGAAUCAAAAAUGUUUAUGUGUGAAAAAUGUAAUAAAUCAUUCGCUACUAAUAGCAAUCUUCGACGCCAUCUCAAAAAGUCAUGUAGAGCUCAAGAACCAUCUCCAAAGAAGCUCAAAGUUGCACACGAUACCCAGAGAUUUUGCGAUGUGUGUUCGGAGCACGUUUCAAGCCGAGAUUAUGUUGGACAUUUGCGAAGUGUCAAACAUAAAAAUAAUUCCCUUGCGUUUUCAACUGAAGGUGUUCAAGUAAUUACGUCAGCCUUCAAAUCUCGCAUUGUAAGCUACAGAAUAUCAGCGAAUACACAAUACAUUAAUCUGAAGGAAUUUGUCGAAUCGUUGGCUGACGUAAUAAAAAAAUUAGUUCGUGAGCAAAUUGAUAUCAUGGGUAGCGUUAAGGUGAACUGCGAGCUGUUUGGUUAUUUUAUUUUGGAAUCGAAGGAUCGAGGAGAAGUUAAGUCUUUUAAUACUCGUAACCAAGUAUUGACGAUAAGUUCCGACUUAAGUGAAUGGUUUAAGGAUAUCAUCGAAAAACUGGAAGUUGACGCAACGGAAUUUGAACAUCGCGAGUCAGGAUGGGCUCUUCAGCACUGGUUAUAUAUGGAAGUCAAAGAAAAAUUAAUCUUGCCACAAAUUGUGGGAUUUGUGAGAAACCUUUUGUUGAGGGAGAUGUAAAAGUGAUCGACCACGACCAUCAGACUUCUUUCGUCAGGGCCGGAUUAUGUCAUUCUAUAUGUAAUUUACAGCUUCAAACCCCAAAUUUUAUCCCUGUAUUUUUCCACAAUUUGACCGGGUACGACAGCCAUCUUUUCGUUAAAUCCCUGGCUUUAGAGAAUGAAAAUAUAGACGUUAUUGCCGGAAAUAAGGAAAAAUACAUUUCUUUUUCGAAGCAUAUUGUAGUAGAUCAAAUCGUGGAGAACGGAGUUCCAAAAAACCUAAUAUGGAGAAUACGUUUCGUCGAUAGUUUUCGUUUUCUGGCCAGUUCAUUAAAUGUUCUUGCUAAAAAUUUGAGUGAUAGCGAGUGCACUGAAAUUACAAAAUUUUUUGGAUCUGGACGUGAAUUUGAAUUAAUUCGACAAAAAGGUGUUUUUCCGUAUUCGUUUGUAGACUCAUACGAUAAGCUUAAUCUAACUACGAUCCCCAAUAAAAGCGAUUUCUUUGAUAUGUUGCACGAGCAGGACAUUACCGAUGAAGAAUACAGACGUGCUCAGGAAGUUUGGAAUUUAUUUAAUUGCCAGACGUUGGGCGAAUACUCGGACAUUUAUUUAAAAUCUGACGUGCUUUUAUUUGCCGAUAUAUUUGAAAACUACAGAGGCGUGUGUUUACGCGAGUACGAAAUUGACGCUGCCCAAUAUCUGACCGGUCCUAGCCUUAGCUGGGACGCUAUGUUAAAAAAGACGGAUGUGGAAUUAGAAUUACUGACAGAUAUUGACAUGCUUCAUUUUUUUAAACGUGGUAUUCGAGGCGGCGUCAGUACGUGCACCAAACGCAAAGCAAUCGCUAACAAUAAAUUUCUUCCCAAUUACGAUCCUUCCAAACCAAGCUCUUUUAUUAUUUAUCUGGAUGCAUGCAAUCUUUAUGGCCAUUCCCAAACACAAUUUCUCCCACAAAGUGACUUUGCUUGGCUCACACCCGAAGAAAUUCAAAAUUUUAAUGUUUUCGAAAUAUCAGAUGAGUCACCGAUCGGGUAUGUCUUAGAAGUUGAUCUACUGUACCCUGAGGCCCUCCACAAUUUGCAAAAUGACAUGCCCUAUUGCCCCGAAUCUAUAACCCCGCCAAAUUCAAGGUCAAAGUAUAAGAAACUAAUUCCAAAUUUAAAUCAUAAGGAAAAAUACGUUUUACAUUAUAGAAUGCUAAGACAAUGCCUGCAACACGGAUUAAUUUUAAAAAAUAUUCAUCGCGGGGUUAAAUUUAUGCAAUCGCCUUGGUUAAAAUCAUAUAUUGAUCUAAAUACGCAACUGCGUAAUCGUGAAACUAGCGAAUCGGGCCGUGACACUAUAAAAACUAUGAAUAACAGCAUUUAUGGUAAAACUAUGGAAAACGUUGACAAACGAGUUAACGUUGCACUUGUAAGUCACUGGGAGAGGAUCGGUAAGAAGCCUGGAGCUGAGGGGCACAUAUCUAAACCAAAUUUUAAAAAUUUAUCGGUGUUCUCUGAAAAUCUCGUGGCAAUUGAAAUGUCCAAAGUAUCCGUAAAGUACAACAAACCGGUGUAUGUUGGUUUUUCAAUUUUAGAUUUAUCCAAAACAGUUAUGUACGAGUUCUUUUACGAUUUUCUAAAACCAUUAUAUCAAGAUAAAGUAUCUUUGUUGUAUACAGACACCAAUUCCCUUAUAUUGGAGAUUUUUACUAAUAAUUUCUAUGAUGACAUGAAAUUAUAUUUGGAUAGAUAUGACACAUCUAAAUUUCCCCUUGAUAAUGUACACGGUAUUCCACGCCACAUUUCAGUUGUGAGGAAGAUGAAAGAUGAAUAUUGCGGUGUCCCCAUCGCUAGUUUUUACGGUGCAGGUGCAAAGUCAUACUGUGUCAAUGUAGGUGAUCGUGUAGAUAAGAAAGCUAAAGGGGUAAAAAAGUAUGUAAUAAAGAACGGCUUAAAAGAGGAAGAUUAUAAGAAAGUAGUCGAAGAAGGUGGCGUGAUUAUGAAGCAGAUGAGCGGUUUUCGAUCUCACUUGCACACCAUGUACACAGAAAUGACAAACAAAAUAGCCUUAUCAUCAACGGACGACAAAAGAUUCAUUAUCCCUGGCACCUGCAGAACAUUGGCAUGGAGACAUCGCGAUAUUAACGCAAUUCAAAGUUUGGAAGAUUUUCUUAAUUCUUUGUAAUCAUCAAUAACAAGCUAAGUUAUUUAAAAUGUUUAUUUAAAAUGUUUACAAUACCAUGUGCCAUAAUUACAAUAAAAAAAAUAAAUCGCAUUGUUUUAUUAAAUAAGAUGAGCGCCCGGACUACAACCACAAACGCAGUAGGUCUUCUCUGUUUCAUUAAUCUUCAAGCAGGCCAUACGAUUUAAUAAUCUUGCAUAUCUGCAACGUGACGACCAACGAAGGUGCUCAGCUAAGGGUACAUCGGAGGCCUCCCACUUAUUAAUGCGCACUUUACAAUAAAAGCAUUCCACCGUAUCGCCGCUAUGCGUGUAGAAAAAUCCAGCAUUAGCAAGUUCAACUGCCGAUGGAACUCCUACCCAUGAAUGAAAUGAUAGGAGUCGAUCUUCAAAGUUGGUAUAAUCAGCUGCGCCGUCUUCUAAACACAUCUUACUUGAAGUACAGCUUUGAAAUGCCAAAAUUUAUAGAAUAUCUUUAUUUAAUACCCAAGAAUUGUGAGAACUGUCAAAUCCUAACCACUUCACUAAGGAUUUCUGGCCCUUUCUUCGAAUUACUCGCUCAACCAAGUGGAUGUCGGGGUACUGCGCUUUUUGUAAUUCUUGUUCGUAAAAUCUUCCUUUUAUUUCUUGAUUUGUACUAUCUUUUAGUAUAUAUGUCGUAGGAUUUGAACGUUUCACUUUAGCAACUGUGAAUGUCUCGUAAGUCCAAUUUGGCGUGUAACCUUUUGCGAAAACGGUUCUGUAUUUACUAAUUCUCACAGAAUCGUCCACUUUAAAUUUAGGUGGUUUUGGGUUAAUCACAUUUAUAUGACUGUAAACUCUCUUCAAAAUACUUGAGGCGUUCUUCUCGUUAACAUCGAUAGGUUUAUAUCCCGUAGUUCGAUGUUUAGUUGAAUUGUAUUUGUCAACUAUUUGAGGUAAAAGUGAUAGCCAUUUGUAGGAACCCUGUAAGCUGAAUUUCUUGAACAUAAUUGACUUAAGCGUUCUGUUAACGCGCUCAACAAUAGAGCUUUUUAGGG
This is a messenger RNA of Photinus pyralis (common eastern firefly), 4149 nucleotides long. RefSeq lists its product as uncharacterized. The record is from RefSeq and is a predicted model, not a curated record. The transcript has 6 exons. Lineage: Eukaryota; Metazoa; Arthropoda; Insecta; Coleoptera; Lampyridae. Bases 885 to 3134 code for a protein of 749 amino acids.